Messenger RNA from Salpingoeca rosetta, 4734 nucleotides. RefSeq lists its product as uncharacterized. The record is from RefSeq and is a predicted model, not a curated record. The coding region runs from base 1 to 4734 and encodes 1577 amino acids. Gene Ontology annotation, biological process: DNA integration. Gene Ontology annotation, molecular function: nucleic acid binding. The transcript is spliced from 4 exons. Lineage: Eukaryota; Choanoflagellata; Craspedida; Salpingoecidae.
AUGCUCGCCAUGGCCGUCGCGCGUGGCAUGGACAUCCAACAGAUGGACGUCAACACGGCGUUCCUCAACGCGCCCGUGGAUCACGAGAUCUACGUCCAGCCACCGGCCGUCGACGGGAUCUUCUCGCCGAAUACAGUCCUGCGCCUCAAGCGCGGGCUGUAUGGGCUGAAGCAGAGCCCGCGUCUGUGGAACCACACGCUGGACGCCUGGAUGCGCGAGCAGGACUUCGUCGCCACAGCCACGGACGCCUGCAUCUACCGCCGCACCUGCAAGGGUGGCAAGAUGAUGUGGGUUGCCGUCUACGUGGACGACCUGCUCAUCUUCGCCGACAGCGACAGCGACAUGGCCGCGUUCAAGAACUCCAUCUCCAAGCGCUUCAAGAUGAAGGACCUGGGCAGCCCAGACAUAUGUCUCGGCAUCAAGGUGCAGCACGACCGCAAGGCCAGGACCGUCACCAUGAGCCAGGAGCACUACCUGCGCAACGUGCUGGAGGCCUUCGGCAUGGCUGACUGCAAGCCGGUCGGCACGCCGCUCUGCACAGGCUACGUUGACAAGCCAGCCGACAAGGAGGAGCCACUCCCGGAUGUGCCGUUCCGCGAGCUGCUUGGCUCCCUCCUCUAUGCUGCGACGAUGACGCGCCCAGACAUCUCGGCGGCUGUCUCCAUCCUGUCUCGCCGUAUGCAGCACUUCGGCAUGGACCACUGGAAGGCUACCAAGCACCUUCUUCGCUACAUCAAGGGCACCUUGUCCUACACCAUCAAGUACGCCGCCACUGGCGACGCCAGCAACGGCAGCACUGCCGACGGCGUACUCUCAGCGUACUCGGAUGCGUCGUUCGCCUCCGACGUUGACACGCGACGUUCCCGCACGGGCUUCGUCGUCUUCUGUUCCACGGGCCCUGUGGCGAGACGAAUUAUGAGACCCAUGGACCUGUCCCUGGCUUCCCUUCCCCACUUCAACGGGAGUCCAGAUCAACUUCGCCUCUUCCAGCUCAACUUCAAACGGUAUGUGAAACGAACACUACCCGGGUCGGAGAAGGUGCUUGAGGGUGAUGAGGGCGCCUCCACGGAAGAGAAGGAGCACGUCCACCUCAGCUUGAUGUUAGCGCUGGAGAACUGUGAGGAGGCGGUGGCCUUGAUUGUGCGAGGGCAUGAUGAUCCAACAGCAGCUUGGCGCGCACUCGACAACUACUACAAGCACGCGAACGAUGAGCGAAAGAAGGCGACCUACCUCGCAGAGUUCAUUGCUGCAACAGCUUGGCAGAACGAUGACAGCCAAGACUCCUACAGCAAGAGAGUGUUGACGGCCUACGAGAAGAUGAAGGCUGGGUACGAGAUGAGUGAGGCUAUGACGAAAGAAACAACAGCAUCCUGGAUUCUGUUUGCCUGUCUCCACAGCAGCAAGCCCACUGACUUCAUGAAGGAGUUCAAAGAGCCAACAGCAACAGUGAAUGAGACGAUGAUGAAGGUUCUGCACGCGACUCCACCACAGCAACCAGCAUCAGCGUUUGAUGACAAGGUGUUUCGCAUGUCUGCCAAGCGAAGGGCUGGUGAGGGAAAGGCACGACAACAGCGCCAAAAGUCCAUCUGCAAGUGGUGUGGCAAGUUUGGUUACCACAAGGAGCACGAGCUCGUCGACUCAGGCCUCAAGGUGUGCCUGGACAAGGAGACGUCGGCGGUUGCUUGUCCUGACGGCUCGAUCCUGACAUUGCAUCAGCACGACGACAAGACGUACUACUUUGACGCACAGCUGGGCAAGCCCGAGGUCAUGCAGAAGUGCAACGCAGUGUACACGCUGCACACGUGGCAUCGUCGCCUCGGCCAUCGCUCCCUUCACACGAUUCGCAAGUCUCUGGAGGAGCAGAAUGUGCGGUUUAGCGACAGCACGGGCAGCAGCAGCGACCCUGCGUGCGACCCCAGCUCGGCCACAUGUGAGGGCUGCCUGGCCUUCAAGACGGUGAAGAAGCCCAUCAGCAAGCAGGCAGUUCGAGAUGCCGAAAGCCCGGGCGACACGCUGCACCUCGACCUUCUUGGGCCCUUCCCACCGUCGAUCCAGGGCAGCAAGUACGCGCUGGUUUGGCUAGACGAGAGGACCCGGUUCAUGGACUGCACCUAUGUCAAGGCCAAGAGCGAGGCUGCAGAUGCGCUUCGCCACUUCGUUGCAACGACGCCAAUACCAGUUGACCGUGGCACCCUCGUUCAAACGGACAGCGAUCCCGUCUUCACGUCUCGGCGUUUCGUGCAAACGGCAAACGAGCUUGGCCUUCGCCUUCGCUACAGUCCGCCACAUGUGUACGAGCACAACGGGCUUGUGGAGCGAAGCAUUCGCACGCUGAAGGAGUCUGCCGCUGCCAUGCUGCACACGGCACCACUGCCGCAGCACCUCAAGGACAAGCUCUGGUCUGCUGCGCUUGGACACUCUGCAUGGGUGUACAACCUUCUUCCGCACUCCCAACUGGGCAUGUCACCGUACCAGGCUCUCUUCGCCAAGCCUUCGCCACUGCAGCACGUGCGCGUCUUCGGCUGCAAGGCGUUCGUGUAUGACCACGUCCACACGGACAAGAGCAAGGCCUUUCCCCGACGGGCCAUGGAAGGCUUCUAUGUUGGCUUCGACACGCGAUGCAACGCGCAUCGCAUCUACGUCAAGGCAACUGGGCGAGUGAGGUCCUCCAUCCACGUUGACUUCCUGGAAGAGGUUGACUGCACGAGUCAAGGGGGUGCUUUACCGACAUCACCACUCACAGGCAGCAACGGCACCAGCACUGUGCAGAACCUAUGGGUGAUGCCAGCAGCAACAGCAUCCACACCUGACCCCAUGCGGCAGGGCGAUGAGAACACACCUGAUCCCAUGCGGCAGGGCGACGAGGACACACCUGACCCCAUGCGGCAGGGCGACAGCGGCGGCGCACAAACAUCUGCACCACUCGCGCAAUCAGCACAGCAGAAGACAAGCUGUGCCGUCAACAGCAAGCAUCCUGACUCGUCAACGGCAGACGACGGCAGUGAUGACGAUGGCGAUGGCGAUCACAGCGACGACAGUGACGUCAGCACAGCAGAAGACAAGCUGUGCCACGACGGCAGUGAUGACGAUGGCGAUGGCGAUCACAGCGACGACAGUGACGGCUACGAGACCGACAUCCUCUGCCUGCGGACUACCCUGUUGAAGAAUGCGAUGGUACAGACGCACCAGCCACCGCAGCAGCCGGUCCCCAAGACAUGGCGGGACGCCAUGGCCUCUGCACACAAGAGCAAGUGGCAGGAGGCCUUCGUCAAGGAGUGGAGUAACAUGAUUCGGCACGACGUCUUCGACAUCGUUGACCAGCGCACUCUUCCCAUGGGCGUGCGACCAAUACCGUCCAAGCUCGUCUUUGCUGUGAAACACAAACCGGACGGCAGUAUUGUCCACAAAGUCCGGUUUGUUUGCUGCGGCAACCGGCAGACGGAGGACACAUACGCAGAUGUAUUUUCGCCCACGACACGCUUCGAGGCUCUGCGCACCUUUCUCGCUGCUACAGCCCAGCGACACAUGCUGCUGUGCCAGUUCGAUGUGUCUGCGGCUUUUCUCCAUGCCGAGCUCGACAUGGCAAACGUGUUUGUGCGUCCGCCGCAGGCAGCGAACCUCCCUGCCGGGUCUGUGCUGAAGCUGCGCAAGAGCCUCUAUGGCCUGCGCCAGGCGCCGAAGCUGUGGUACGCAUCUGUCUGGAAGACGAUUGGCGGCAGCGGCUUCCAGCGUUUGCGGUCCGACGCCUGCAUCUUCGUCAACCAGGAUCGCACAGUCAUGAUUUGCGUGCACGUCGACGACUUCCUUGUGGCGGCAACGACACAGGAGCACAUGGACCGUGCAGAGGCUGUGCUUGCAGCCAACUACGACCUCAAGAACUUGGGCGCGCCACGACAAUACCUCAGCAUUGCGAUCUCCUAUGACAGAGAACGCGGCGUUAUGACGCUGAACCAGCACGACUACAUCCAGACUGUGCUGAAGCAAGAAGGCCUGGAGGACUGCAAGGCGAAGGCAACUCCACUCCCCGUCAAGAUGAAGCUCGUGCCGGUGGAACAAGCCGAGGUCGACGUUCGUCACUACCAGAGCAUCAUUGGCAGUCUGCUGUAUCUCGCAGUGACGACGCGUCCCGACAUCAGCUACGCCACAUCCGUGCUCUCCAGAUUUAUCCAGCAACCCGGCAAGCAGCACCUACACGCGGCCAGACAUGUCUGCAAGUACCUACGGGGCACGGCGGCUCUGGCAAUCAAGUACAGUGCGGGUGAUUCGCUUCAACUCCUUGGCUACACAGACGCAAGUCACAUGUCUGACCCCUACACGUCGAAGGGGCAUGGAGGCCACUUGUUCACCAUCGCCGGUGGCCCUGUGACAUGGCUGUCCAAGAGGCUGCCUCUCGUCACAACAUCAUCGGCGGAGACAGAGUACGUCGCCGCUGCGCGCGCAGCACAGGCUGCGGUGUACCUGCGACAACUCCUCCAGGAGCUGGGCUUCGACGUCGGCACCACACCACUCCACAUGGACAGCCAGUCUGCCAUGUGCAUUGCUACCAAUCCCGUGGCCAAGGGCGGCUCCAAACACAUACGGCUGCGUUAUCACCUUCUGCGCGAGCUCAUUGGCGAAGGCGUCGUCAAGGCAGUGUAUGAACCCGGCACAAAGCUGCUUGCAGACAUGCUGACGAAGGCCCUGCCUCGUCCAUCUCUGACGCAGUGCCGAGAGCAAGUGCUGCAUGCGAGUUGA